Molecule: messenger RNA, 627 nt
Organism: Eufriesea mexicana
Lineage: Eukaryota; Metazoa; Arthropoda; Insecta; Hymenoptera; Apidae
Exons: 4
Coding region: 1-627 (208 amino acids)
Source: RefSeq, a predicted model, not a curated record
AUGGAAAUUUUCUCUCACCACUGUUUUCUAGUUGCAUUUCUCGCGUUGCUGGGCGAGAUUAUCGAAAUGGCGGAUGGUUACAAACGAAUCAGGCCGUACAAGUACUAUCAACCUAGGCCAUGGCGGCGGCCUCGAUGGUACGCAGAUCACAAAUCAUCGAAGUUCUACCAUUCUAAGAGGAUAUCGCCGGAAGACUAUUAUUCUCGUAGACCAAGUAAUAACAGGUACGAUUCGGCGAGAGACGAAUUCGACGGACGCGUAGAGAAUCAGCCUUACACCAUCCUGAUACAAUUACCUAAACGCGAGGACAAAUACGGGGAUGAUAAUUACGUGCACAAAAAGAGGAAAUACGAAAAAAUUUCUAUUCCACUGUACGACAACGAGAAUGAUUAUAUCUACGAUGAGAGCGAUACCGAUUCGAAGGUGGUCAACCUUAACGACAAAAAGGUGUAUAUAAAGAUGGUCAAAGGUGAACAUCCAAAAUUGCAAAUCCAAAUAUCAAGAUCGGACAAUGAAGGAAAUAUAAAAGGCACAAAGAUUUUACCAAUAUUACCAAAAAUACACGAGAAUUUCACACCGUCUGUACAAUCGGAAACCAGGGCUUUCACACCUCACGAAAAUUUUUGA